AGGCCGGCCCGCGAUCUCGUAGCUCCCCCUCCCCUCCCUCCGCCUCCCGGGCUCCUGCUGCAGCGUCAGCCCCUGUCCGGCUUCGGUGGCUGCGGCGGCCCCGAUCCCGCCGCUUCAGCCCCGGCGACCUUUGGGGCCCCUCGCCCCAGAUCCGCAGCACCGCCCAUCCUCGUCGCCUCGGCGCCGGCCUAGGCCGCGGCCGCAGCCCCGGGCUCGCGUCGGUGCCGCCCGCUCCCGGCCCGCCCCCUAUGGGCCCCGGCUAGAGGCGCCGCCGCCGCCGGCCCGCGGAGCCCCGAUGCUGGCCCGGAGGAAGCCGGUGCUGCCGGCGCUCACCAUCAACCCCGCCAUCGCCGAGGGCCCGUCCCCCACUAGUGAGGGCGCCUCCGAAGCACACCUGGUGGACCUCCAGAAGAAGCUAGAGGAGCUAGAGCUUGACGAGCAGCAGAAGAAGCGGCUGGAAGCCUUCCUUACCCAGAAGGCCAAAGUCGGUGAACUCAAGGACGAUGACUUCGAACGGAUCUCCGAGCUGGGAGCCGGCAAUGGCGGAGUGGUCACCAAGGUCCAGCACAGACCCUCGGGCCUCAUCAUGGCCAGAAAGCUGAUCCACCUGGAGAUCAAGCCAGCCAUCCGGAACCAGAUCAUUCGAGAGCUACAAGUGUUGCACGAGUGCAACUCCCCGUACAUCGUGGGCUUCUACGGGGCCUUCUACAGCGACGGCGAAAUCAGCAUCUGCAUGGAGCACAUGGAUGGCGGCUCCCUGGACCAGGUGUUGAAAGAAGCCAAGAGAAUCCCCGAAGAGAUCCUGGGCAAGGUCAGCAUCGCGGUUCUGCGGGGCCUGGCAUACCUCCGGGAGAAACACCAGAUCAUGCACCGAGACGUGAAGCCGUCCAACAUCCUCGUCAACUCCCGAGGGGAGAUCAAGCUGUGUGACUUCGGGGUGAGCGGCCAGCUCAUCGACUCCAUGGCCAACUCCUUCGUGGGGACGCGGUCCUACAUGUCUCCGGAGCGGCUACAAGGCACCCACUACUCGGUGCAGUCAGACAUCUGGAGCAUGGGCCUGUCCCUGGUGGAACUGUCCAUCGGAAGGUACCCCAUCCCCCCGCCGGAUGCCAAGGAGCUGGAGGCCAUAUUUGGCCGGCCCAUGGUCGAUGGUGUGGAAGGAGAACCUCCCAGCAUCUCGCCGCGGCCGAGGCCCCCCGGACGCCCCAUCAGCGGUCACGGGAUGGACAGCCGGCCAGCCAUGGCGAUCUUUGAGCUGCUGGACUACAUCGUGAACGAGCCUCCUCCCAAGCUGCCCAACGGUGUGUUCACCCAGGACUUCCAGGAGUUUGUAAAUAAAUGCAGGCACCCCAGUUUGUUGGCCCUUCAAGCCCGUCACCUCCCAGCUCCCAGGUCAGCCUUCGAAGCCUGCUUCAGGGAGACAGCCCUCUUCCCCCCCUGUGGGUGAUGCGGCCUCAAGCCAGCGGACCGUGGCCCCAGAGGGCCGGUCUGCCGGGCGCCCCGCGUGUUCAGAUGCACACAUGGCAUCCCGGGCUUGCAUGUCCUGCAGCCGAUCUGCGGCUCUGGGUGCCGCCAUCCCCCACUACCCUGUGAACCUCUCUGUGCCCCGGGAGGCUGUCAGUUUAAAGAACCGCCACUCAGCCCUGAGCUGCCCUGAACAACUGCCUUUACAUAGUUCUGCUUUUCUGAAGGAAAAACAUCCAUUUUGACACUUGGACUUGAGCUUGGGGUUUUUUAUUAGACGUUUAGCUGCGGUUGCUACUAGGCCUCUGAGCAAGCAGCAGCCUGGGGCUUUCCCACCCUCUGUCCCUUUCCCUCUUGUCCUGGCCCCAGGCCCUCGCCCUUCCCUCCCGGGCCAGGCAUCCUGCUCUCACACCAAAGGGUGCAGUGGGGCCCCUCGCC
Molecule: messenger RNA, 1902 nt
Organism: Cervus elaphus (red deer)
Lineage: Eukaryota; Metazoa; Chordata; Mammalia; Artiodactyla; Cervidae
Gene: MAP2K2
Product: mitogen-activated protein kinase kinase 2
Exons: 10
Coding region: 296-1447 (383 amino acids)
Biological process (GO): protein phosphorylation
Molecular function (GO): ATP binding; protein kinase activity
Source: RefSeq, a predicted model, not a curated record